Molecule: messenger RNA, 633 nt
Organism: Micropterus dolomieu (smallmouth bass)
Lineage: Eukaryota; Metazoa; Chordata; Actinopteri; Centrarchiformes; Centrarchidae
Product: DELTA-sagatoxin-Srs1a-like
Exons: 6
Coding region: 286-633 (115 amino acids)
Biological process (GO): pore complex assembly; cytolysis in another organism; monoatomic cation transport
Cellular component (GO): pore complex
Molecular function (GO): channel activity
Source: RefSeq, a predicted model, not a curated record
UUUGAACUUUGUGUGUUGACUGAAGUGAGAUUGGUUAAAUCUGAACUCUGUUAUUUUCCCCACCGGGACACUUUACGUUGGACUUUUUGGUGUCUACACUCCACAUACGUGAUACUGAGGAGGAUUUUGUUGGCCAUUUCCAAUCCACACUAACUGGUUUCGGAUGGCCCUUUUAUAGAGAACGCACCAGGAGAACCCAAAAACAGAGCUCGGUCCUGGACUCAGUCGGAUCACUGACGAAGAUCAACAAGAGACUCUGAGGCUCCACAGCAGGUAGAAGACAUCAUGGGGAACCGCCAGUGCACCGUUGAGAUUGAGAAUAAGUGCUCUGUGUACACCCUGUGUAACCCGAAGGUGUUCAUUGUCAGUGGAAUCUAUGAGAAGUCUUUGCCACCGUCUCUCGGCCACUCUGAAUCUGGCAGCGGUCGGUUCAUCAAGACUGCGAACACAGCGUGUGGAGCAGUUGGCGUCCUCACUUAUGAUCUGCAGAAUGACUCCACGGAGAAAUGUGAUGGCAAAUUGGCCGUCAUGUACUCUGUUCCUUAUGACUACACCGUGUACUAUAACUGGUUUGCAGUGGGAGUCUUUGACGUGAACACAGACUGUGACUACAGUCUUUAUCACGAGAUGUAG